Anopheles aquasalis is the source of this 1803-nucleotide messenger RNA. RefSeq names its product leucine-rich repeat neuronal protein 1-like. The record is from RefSeq and is a predicted model, not a curated record. Gene Ontology annotation, cellular component: cytoplasm. Gene Ontology annotation, molecular function: protein binding. Lineage: Eukaryota; Metazoa; Arthropoda; Insecta; Diptera; Culicidae.
CCGACGCUAACGGUCGAGAGUCUAUUCGUGUGCCAAAUGCUACCUUUAGCGCCAUGGCUGCUGCUUGUUUGCUUCGCCAUCGUUCCAUCACCGGUCGUGAGUCCUUUGCCUUUACACGAAUUGCCUGCGUUUUGCAGUUACUUAAGCUGCGAAAUCGAUGGCGACCGUAAGGCUUCCGUUCGCUACUACCAACCACUAUGGAGUGGCGGGAUGUCUGGACAGUUCGAUUUUCGCACCUGGAAUUGGACGGAGUUGCACGAGAUGCCGGUAACCGAUGGUGCCCCACUGGAGGUGAACUUUAGCGGACUCGAUGUGAUGGAAAUCGAUAGCCUAUACGGGUACGAGCGCAUCACGAGCCUGAUACUAGACGAGAAUCAAAUUUCAAAGCUAGAACGAGAAUCGUUUGAAAACUUUAAACGUUUAACUAAGCUUUCGUUGCGCCAAAACGCCAUCACAGAGCUAAAAGUUCUGUUACAUCGCAACAAUGAGCUACAGUAUCUGGAUCUUUCGCACAAUCAAAUCACAAGGUUGGACGCUUUUAAGGAGCACCCACUGCUGUCGUGGCCCCGCUUGACGCACCUGAAUCUGUCCUUUAACCGCAUCGAAACCAUCACGCAUCAGCUGUCCAAGCUGGAGCAGCUGGUAUGGCUCGAUCUCUCCAACAAUCAGAUACACCGUGACGGAGGGAACCCAAUGAUCCUGCCGAACAACCUGCGCGAACUGGCCAUGAACAGCAAUCGGUUAACGGAUUGGCCAUUCGAUUCGAUACCACCGUCCGUGAGUCACCUGUCGAUGUGCUGCAACGAGCUGCAGACCCUCAAGCCGGCCAUGGGUGUGCAGUGGCUCGAUCUAUCGCACAACAGCUUGGCGCACAUGGAGACGGACACGUUUCCAGCAGUCGAAGAGCUGAAUAUUUCCAGUAAUUACUUCGAUAGCUUACCGUUUCUGAGCAACUCAUCAGACUCUUGGCCCUUGAAGCGUCUCAUCUGUAAUCGCAUGCCCAACCUACGAGCUAUCGAUAAGAACUUCAUUGCGAAAGCAGCCAAUUUGGUGGAACUUGAAAUUACGAUCUGUCCUAAACUGACCAGCCUGGAGCCGGAACUCUUUAUGGGACUUAAAGCACUGGAACGGCUGGACCUCAGCUACAAUGGAUUCCAGCAGGUACCGGAGCAGCUGGUCCACUGGAAUCGCAUCAAGCACGGAGUGAACCUGCAAGGCAAUCCAUUCAACUGUAAAUGCUCGCUCCAGUGGAUGUUGGAUAAGCUUAUCCCUGAGAUGAAACGUAACCGGGAGUUGCACCAUCUGUUUCCACAUUUGCGUUGUGCCCGGCCGGCGAUCUUUCAGGGUCAACUGCUCGUUCACCUGACGGCGUACGACAAUGCCCUCUGCAAAUCAACUCGAGAGCUGAUCGGUAUGGAGCAUGUGAUAACGGUGGCCGAUACUUCCGAGUUCUGGCUAGCGGUGCAGAAGACGAUACUGGUUGUCCUGAUCGUUUGCAUCGUGAUCGUCGCCUGUUAUCUGGUUUAUCUCAAGCGGAAACCUCGGUACACGGUGAUACCGAAGAAUAUAUGGAAUUACAAGUCGGGCACGUAGUGGUAACCGCCAUGCACGGCGUAUGUAAAAGUGCUCCCUCAUUUGAAACCAUGUCAAUCCCCUUCGUAAAGUACCGAGUAUCUCGGACUGUGAAAGUAGUCUUUAAAUCUAUGCUAGGUAAUGUGUUUGGUGCAUCCUUUCGUUUGAAAAAUAUAGUUCUCGAAAAACUAACUUACGAAAAAUAACGAAAUAAACUGAAAUUACAUUUUA